Messenger RNA from Cladocopium goreaui, 1233 nucleotides. The record is from the annotation of a GenBank genome assembly. NCBI's taxonomy places the organism in Eukaryota, Dinophyceae, Suessiales, Symbiodiniaceae.
AUGGUGGAGAAGCGAAAUCACCGAACUGAAACCUGCUCACCCGGAGUGGCCACGGAUGGACCCUUGACAAGACAACUCCCCGUUGCCAGCCACGACUUCGGCCCAAGAGUUCUCGCCAUUGCCAUCGACCCACGAUGCCAGAGCACCUCGCCCGAUCCACGGGGCUCUGAGCACUUCCUGGAUGCGUCCGACCUGGGGAUGUCGCCGGACGCAGAGGGCUAUCAGGAAUUCUUGGAGGACAUUGGCAGCGCGCCUCCAUGGAGUCUCUCCCAGCUGCAGGGCUACUUCGAUCGCCGCUAUGCAGGCUGGGACGAUCCGCCGAAACUGUCUCUCGCCUCGCCCGUGCGGCGGCUGCAAUACUUGGACGAGGCGCUACGUUCCGACGAUCCUCAGAGCAUCGAUGAGACCCUACGGGAGCUCGAUGGAGAGGUGAAGAAUGCCUUGCUCCGGUCCCUGCUUCGUGACAGCAGCAGCGAUGAGCUUUGUUUUCUGACCCUACUGGUGGGUGAACUGGGCGCUCACCUCUUUGACCAACGGGAGGGCCGCAAGAACGACAGGAUGGAGGCUGAACGCCACCGGCAACAGCGGGAAGAGUCGCUUCUGACCUCGUUCCAAGCGGAAAGGGCCACCCUGACGCAGCAGAUGGAGGAGCUGGCUGCCGAAGCAGAAGGCUCUCGCAGCGAGUUGGCACGCUGUCGCGCGCAGCUGCAAGCGGCGCAGGCAGAAGAAGUCGAGAGCUCCGAGAUGCAGCUAGAGAUGCAAGAGCUUCAAGCGGCCAAUCGCAGGCUCAGUAUGGAAUCGCAACAACUCCGGGAGGAGUUGCAGGAGCUGAAGGCUCAGAAGGCCAUGCUGCUGGCAGCCAAGGAGGAAAGUGAUGGUGCUCUGGAUGAGCUGUCUAGAAGAUGGUCCAAUGCCUCAGGUUCUUUGCGCGAUGCUGAGGCAGAUUCACCACCUCGAAAACGGGCCAGUCGAGGAGGUCAACCACAGGCAUCCCUUUUGGGCCGAUUGGCAGAUGACCUGAGUGCGGAAGGGAGGCUCCGUGGUGCCUUGAUGGCGUGGCGCAUGAGCUGCUUGGAGUCCAAGAUGAAGCACUGCCAGACCCUGCAGGCAGAUCUUACAAUGGCCAAUGGUGCCGCGAAGGGCAAGAGGAACUGCCAAGUGGAGGGUUGCUGUUGCCAGCGCGAGGCGGAAUGGCAUGUCCUCAAAAAUGUGGAGGAUUUGACCCAGAGGUAG